AUGAGCAUCUUGGUGUGGAACUGCCGAGGGCUUGGGAACCCUCGGACAGUUGGAGUCCUUAGGCAAUUAGCCAAGGAUAAGAUCCCAUCUUUAGUUUUCCUAGUGGAGACUAAAUGCAACAGUAGAAGAAUGGACAUGAUCAGGAGGAAACUAAGAUUUGAUUACUGUCUGGCAGUAGAUAGUGUGGGUCUUAGGGGAGGAGUAGCCUUGUUAUGGAAAACAGAUUGGAAUGUAGAAAUCAUUAGCUACUCACGGUGGCACAUUAGUGCUAUAGUGCUGGAGGAGGAAAAUGGCCCUGCCUGGCAAUUCACAGGCUUUUAUGGCCAUCCAGAAUUUUUGAACUGUACAAGAAACAAGAGGGGCUUGAUAUUUAGAUACGAGGCUUCUUGGGACUUAAGAGAUGAAUGCCAAGGAAUUGUAACAGAAGCAUGGGGAAAAGGUCAGCAUGGGAGUAAUGGAGCCAGCUCAAUGAGACAUAAGCUAAGGGCAAACCAAAGAAGGAAAACAAAUACCAUAAAGGCCAUCAAAGACCAAUUGGGUCGAGAGAUCACUGAACAGCAGGCCAUAGGAGGUGUUUUCACAGAGCCUAAAGUAAAUGAAGAAAUGGAAAGCAGGCUCAUGGAACCAUUUACCCCCGAGGAGGUCACCAAUGCAGUAUUCCAAAUGAACCCAUUGGGAUCACCUGGUCCUGAUGGGUUCCCAGCCCAGUUCUAUCAACAGCAUUGGCAAGUGGUGGGCAAGGGAGUUUGUGAUUUUGCCCUCAAAGCUCUAAACCAAGAGGCCUCUUUACAAGAGGUUAAUGAUACAUAUAUAACCUUGAUCCCUAAGAGUGCCUUUAUACCUAGGAGACUUAUUUCAGAUAACACUCUAAUUGCAUAUGAGGUGCUGCACUCAAUGACAUCAAGGGUGAAAGGGAGGAGAGGGUUCAUGGCACUCAAACUGGACAUGAGCAAGGCAUAUGAUAGAGUAGAGUGGGAUUUUGUCACAGCUGUAUUGGUAAAGAUGGGUUUCCCUCAACACUGGAUCAACUUGGUUCAGAAUUGCCUCAAAUCAGUGUCCUACUCUAUCAUAGUCAAUGGUGAGCCCCAACAACAGUUUGUGCCCACGAGGGGUAUUCGACAAGGAGACCCCUUAUCUCCUUACAUUUUCAUAAUUUGUGCUGAAGCUCUCACAGCCUUAUUGAACAGAGCAGAAUUAUGUAAGGAUAUCACAAGUAUCCCCUUGGGUAGGGGCCCAAUCACAGUAAACCACCUUUUCUUUGCAGAUGACAGUCUAUUGUUCUGCCAAGCCAACAAGAAGGAACUCUAUAAGGUUAUAAGCAUACUGGUUCUCUAUGAGAAGGCCUCGGGUCAAAUGUUAAACAAAGAAAAAUCCUCCAUUUUUUUCAGCAAGAACACAAGGAAGGAGGCACAGCACCAGAUCCUCAUGAUGGCAGGGGUUAAGUCCAAGGGCUCCUUUGAAAAGUAUCUAGGCUUGCCUGCCAUAGUGGGAAGAACCAAGGUGGCUGCAUUCCACUCACUCAUUGAUAGGACUUGGGCUCGAAUAGCAAGCUGGAAGACAAAGUACCUAUCAGCUGCAGGAAAGGAAACCCUUCUCAAGGCUGUAUUGCAAGCCAUCCCAACAUAUUCGAUGGGGAUUUUCCUUCUACCAGUCUCUAUCACCAAAAAGCUAAACCAGCUACUCAGAAAAUUCUGGUGGGGGUAUAAUGAAGACACAACAAAGAUCCAAUGGGUGAACUGGAAGCAAAUCAGCUACUCAAAGGAGUCGGGUGGGCUUGGCUUCAGGGACUUCAGAAGUUUUAACUUAGCUAUGUUGUCAAAACAGGGAUGGAGAAUAUUACAAAACCCCUCCUCACUGGUCUCAAUGAUUCUCAAACAGAAGUACUUCAGACAAACAGAUCUAAUGGGGUCAACAUUGGGCAGGAGUCCAUCCUUUGCAUGGAGAGGCAUCCAUGCAGGGCUAAGCUUACUAAGAAAGGGCCUACUAUGGAGAGUAGGCAAUGGACAUAGCAUCAACAUCUGGUCUAAUUGUUGGAUCCCUUCCCUUCCCGAGUAUCAAGUCAAAUCCACUCAGGUACCAAACUACAACUAUCAGACAGUAAGUGAUCUGCUAGAACCUCAUCAACUAAGAUGGAGAGAACCCCUACUUCAACAAUUGUUCUCAGAAGAAGAAGUGGAAGCAAUCAAGGCCAUUCCUAUCAGUGUUAGUGGCAGAAAGGAUGUGAGAGCAUGGAGGUUAACAAGCAAUGGCAGUGGCAAGACUAAAUACUGCAGAAUUGGAAGAGGUGGCAGUUACACUCAGAGGGAUCUGGACCAGAAGAAAUGGAUCCUGCAGGGAAAAGGAUUCAAGCACCCCUCGAUCCUAGUUCAGCAGGCCAGGACUGAUCUACUGGACUACAAAGGCUCAACCACAAACCCCAAAUCAACUCUCAACCAGGCCACGACAGUGGUUCACAGAUGGAGCAAACCUUCCCUGGGUCAAUUUAAGGCUAACUGGGAUGCAGCAGUUAGAAGGGGAGAGGGAAUGGUUGGCAUAGGAGUCAUUAUAAGGGAUCACCAGGGCCUAGUCAUUGGCACCCUUCAAGCAUCAAGGCAGGUUAGGGGGAACCAUUUGAUGCAGAGGCCUAUGGACUACUGCUGGCUGUAG
This is a messenger RNA of Carya illinoinensis, 2646 nucleotides long. RefSeq lists its product as uncharacterized. The record is from RefSeq and is a predicted model, not a curated record. Lineage: Eukaryota; Viridiplantae; Streptophyta; Magnoliopsida; Fagales; Juglandaceae. Bases 1 to 2646 code for a protein of 881 amino acids. The transcript is spliced from 6 exons.